Monomorium pharaonis (pharaoh ant) is the source of this 2633-nucleotide messenger RNA. It is a transcript of the gene Eb1, whose product is annotated as microtubule-associated protein RP/EB family member 1. The record is from RefSeq and is a predicted model, not a curated record. NCBI's taxonomy places the organism in Eukaryota, Metazoa, Arthropoda, Insecta, Hymenoptera, Formicidae. Gene Ontology annotation, cellular component: cytoplasmic microtubule; microtubule organizing center; microtubule plus-end. Gene Ontology annotation, molecular function: microtubule plus-end binding. The transcript has 7 exons. Gene Ontology annotation, biological process: protein localization to microtubule plus-end; spindle assembly; regulation of microtubule polymerization or depolymerization. The coding region runs from base 229 to 1104 and encodes 291 amino acids.
UCGCGCGAGGUCACCCGAGUGGCGGUCUCUUGCACCAAAAUCACGAUGCACGAGAAUAAAGAAUGCCGAAUAUGUCGACCGCGACAGUUUCGUACAAAAAAAAGCGAGUAGAAUCUGCUGUCCGCCUCAAGAUCUCGAGUCCGAUCGCUCGAUUGAGCCAUAAUUGGCUCGCGACCGUGCCCAGAAACGUGACGAGGGAAUCUUCGAAUUUGAAACAAACGGAGCAACAUGGCUGUUAACGUGUACGCCACAAAUAUGACAUCCGACAAUCUCAGUCGUCACGACAUGCUUGCGUGGGUAAAUGACUGCCUACAGUCCUCGUUCACCAAGAUCGAAGAACUCUGCACUGGAGCUGUCUAUUGUCAAUUUAUGGACAUGCUCUUCCCAAGCAGUGUACCUUUGAAAAGGGUCAAGUUCAAGACUAAUCUGGAACAUGAAUAUAUACAGAAUUUCAAAAUUCUCCAAGGUGGCUUCAAAAAGAUGAACGUGGAUAAGAUUGUGCCAAUUGAUAGGCUGGUGAAAGGCAGGUUCCAAGACAACUUUGAGUUUUUACAAUGGUUCAAGAAAUUCUUUGACGCAAACUACUCGGGAGCAGAGCCGUACGAUGCGCUUGCUAUGCGAGGAGGGGAACCUAUGGGUAGUGGCGGAAAUAAUGCACCUCGUGGUGGUUCUAACAUGAAACGUGCUUCCCCACGUGACACAGUAAAUUCAGCUAAAUCGGCUCCUCGUCCUACUGGUGAGGGACAUCCAUCUACCAUGCGUGCAGAUAGUACAAAUACUUUAGUAAAUAAAGUUCAGCCAUCGUACCGUGCACAAUCUAAAAACACAGUCGGUAACCGUGGAGAUAAUGGAAAAAUUGAAGAGCUCAGUGCACAGUUGGUUGAACUGAAAAUGUCAGUCGAAGGUCUGGAAAAGGAGAGAGAUUUCUAUUUCGGAAAAUUACGUGACAUAGAAGUCAUGUGCCAAGAUUGCGACAAUAGCGGUGAUCCUCCACCUAUUGUACAAAAAAUUUUAGAAGUCCUUUAUGCAACAGAGGAUGGCUUUGCACCACCUGAAGAAUUGGAAGGCGAUGGACUUGCGCCCGACGACGAGGAGGAAUAUUAACCUUUUUUUAUUUACGGAUGUAACUGAAAUGAACAACAGCAAAUUAUCCAAGUGCGUUUCAGUGCGUUUACUAUGCCUGCGAGCCAGUAUCACUAUCCCUUGCAUAAUUAAUUAUAUAAGCUAUUUUACAUGAGCAAAUUCAACAGUUUUUAGCGGAUACGUAUGUUUUGUUAAUAAAGUUCACCAAAUUCAUCAAGAUUCGCACGACAUUAAAAUAGAUUUAAGUUGAGUAGUGCACUUGAAUAACUUGUUCUUUAUUGGCCGUUGACGCGUGCGUGAAAGGAAAGAAAAAAUGAAGGAAAUUGGAGAAAAAAAAUCAACUAGAAUAAUCUAUCACAAAUUAUGACAAUUCCUUAUAUAGCGUUAAAAUGGGAGUAGAAUUCCGAAGAUCAAUGGCUCUCAAAUUGUCUCAAAAAUUUAUGGAUACCGAUACCUAUUGAUGUUAUCCGCAUCCGUACUGUUACGUAGCGACUUACGUUAACUACACACUUUUUUAAUGCGUGAGUGUUCUGUUUGUACAUGUAUUAAGUUUGUAUCAAUAAUGAAUCACGAAGCUCCCAUCAACAAAUUUGUCUUCUGAAAUCAUCUAAAAUAUUAGUCUUAUUGAGGAGUUCGGUUAAAAGCUGCUCAAUUUGUUUCACUCGUUUUCUAUGUGCAAUAUGACCAAUGCACUCAGUGUUUCGUGUGAAGCAAUAGGUUUUCAUCGUCAGCGAGAUAAAUUUCGAUAAUGUUAAUAAUUAAAAUCUCAAUAAUUCCGCUUUAACAUUCUAUCUGCAUCUAUCAUAGAAGCUAUUACAUAUUUGUAGGGAUACGAACACAUGCGUAUAGCUCAGAUAUUUUGAUUUCAGUAAAUUAGGCAGUGUGCGCUUCAUGGAGACAGAUUGUGCGAAACAAAACGCGGUACGCUUAUGCACUCGAUUAUUGAAUUUCAAAGAUGUGAAAGAGUUAGAACUCAUAUUGAAAGAUUCAUCUAUUAAUGUUUAUCCCAUACAAAUUGAUUUUUAAAAAUAAACGAUCAUGUUUGCAUCUCCAUGACAGUCUCUCGGGAUAUAAGAAUGGCCUUAAAACGCGGUGAAUUUGAGAUUCCGAUAAGAUACUCGGAAUCUAGUAAGCGUAAACAAUUUCUUCAUUAUGUCGUAGAAGCACUAUCGAUACUACUGUCUCACUUUCGUAAAAAAAGUUUGUAAAAUCAUACGUAUUGAGAGCAGACGAAUGAGAGGGACAACGACCGAAAGAAUUACGACAUGUAGACGUUUUGUGAACGCUUACGUGUUUUGGCAUGUGUGUGCGUUUCAAUAUUAUUUGUUUCGAUCGUUGAGAUCAACAUUGUAGAUGCGUUAUAAAAUCGUCGAUUAUCAUGAAAUAAUUGUCUAAGAUGUAAUUGCAUUACGUUCUACAUCUUUAUUAGAUUCCAGCAAGAAAAAAGGAUACAGUUUGGCUUGCGUUCUGUUCAUUGCUCUAUAUGCACGCAAAUGUGCUCCAAAAUUAAAAAUUUUAAUGCCGAUAUAAUAAACGUUUAAUAAAAUCGA